Messenger RNA from Sorex fumeus (smoky shrew), 1167 nucleotides. RefSeq names its product adenylate kinase 8-like. Lineage: Eukaryota; Metazoa; Chordata; Mammalia; Eulipotyphla; Soricidae. Gene Ontology annotation, molecular function: nucleoside diphosphate kinase activity; AMP kinase activity; ATP binding. Gene Ontology annotation, biological process: nucleoside triphosphate biosynthetic process. Gene Ontology annotation, cellular component: cytoplasm. The record is from RefSeq and is a predicted model, not a curated record. The coding region runs from base 1 to 1167 and encodes 388 amino acids. The transcript is spliced from 11 exons.
AUGGAGGUUCCGCCGGGCCGCUCGAUCUUCAAGGUUUCGGGGGCCCUGGACGCGAGCCUGUCCCCGCAUCGCUUCUCCGCCGACAUGCCCCAGUACGGGGAGGAGAACCACGUCUUCGAGAUGAUGCAGUCCUUGCUGGAGCAGUUGCUGAUCCACCAGCCCUCAGAGCCCAUUCAGUUCAUGAUCCAUCACUUGGAGCUGGACAACGAUGACGUACCGAAGAUUGUAAUAUUAGGUCCACCGGCCUCGGGGAAAACAACCAUUGCCAUGUGGCUUUGCAAGCACCUCCAGAGCACCCUCAUCACCAGGGACAGCCUGAGCCGCCGCUUCUCCUCCAUGGCCUCGUCCUCCCGGCACCCCCAGAGGCCCCAGACCCUGAGCAGUCCAUUGCUCAUCCAGAUGCUCCGCUCACGGCUGGCCGAGGACGACUGUGUCCGGCAGGGCUGGAUUCUGGACAGCAUCCCCCAGACGAGGGAGGAGACCCUGAUGAGCCAGACGGUGGGGGUCAGCCCCCGCCAUGUCAUUGUGCUCAAGGCCCCAGACAUGGUCCUCAUUGAGAGAAACCUGGGCAAGAGAAUCGACCCCAGAACUGGAGAGAUUUACCACACCACCUUUGACUGGCCCUCGGAUGUGGACGUCCAGAACCGGCUCAUCAUGCCCCUGGGCAUCUCAGAACCAGAGACGGCGAAGAGACUCCUGGAAUAUCACAGGAACAUCGCCGAGGUCACCCCUGCGUACUCCAGGAUCCUGAAGGCCAUCAGCGCUGACCAGCCGUGCAUGGACGUCUUCUACCAGGCUCUGACCUACGUGCAGAGCAGCCACCGGUCCAACGCCCCCUUCACGCCGCGGGUGGUGCUGCUCGGGCCCGUGGGCAGCGGGAGGAAGCUGCAGGCCGCCCUCCUGGCCCAGAGAUACGGCCUCGUGGACGUCUGCUGCGGGCAGCUGCUCAAGGAGACCGUGGCCGCGCAGGACAACCUUGGCGAGGUCAUCCAGACCUACUUUGAAAAGGGCAUGACAGUCCCCGACAAGGUGAUCAUGAAGGUCCUGGGCCCCCGCCUGGACCGGCCGGACUGCGUGCAAAGGGGCUGGGUGCUACACGGCUUCCCCCGGGACCCCGACCAGGCGCGACUGCUCGAAGAAGACCUCGGCCACAAGCCCAACAGGUGA